Messenger RNA from Capsella rubella, 1275 nucleotides. RefSeq lists its product as uncharacterized. NCBI's taxonomy places the organism in Eukaryota, Viridiplantae, Streptophyta, Magnoliopsida, Brassicales, Brassicaceae. The transcript is spliced from 3 exons. The coding region runs from base 22 to 1176 and encodes 384 amino acids. The record is from RefSeq and is a predicted model, not a curated record.
UCUAGUCCGAAGAAAAUAGCGAUGAUAUGGUUUCAGAGAAUUUUUCUGCUGCUUCUCGUUUCUUGGGUUGCCUCUUCAGAUUUACUGGAAAAUCCAGACUUCGAAUCUCCACCAAAAAACUCAAACGCAAGCAGUGGCCCGUUUGUGUUGCUGGAUCAGAACACUACACUCCCUGGCUGGACAUUACAAGGGACAGUGCAAUAUGUUACUUCACUUGAACUGCCUGAUAACGGACAUGCUAUUCAGCUUGGUGAAGAUGGCAAGAUCAAUCAAACAUUCAUUGCUAAAGGUGGUGAUGUGAACUACAUCCUCACAUUUGCUCUCAUCCGCCCAGGUCAGAACUGUUCAACCUCUGCUGGUCUCAGUGUCUCGGGGCCAGACAGUAACGCGGUUUUUUCGUACCAACAAAACUACAGUAAGGUUUCAUGGCAGAGCUACAGUCAUAACUUGGGUAGUUGGGGGAAUGAUGAGCCUAUUAACUUAGUUCUUGAAAGUCAGGCAAUAGAUUCUGAUUCUGAUACAAACUCCACAUGUUGGCCUAUCAUUGACACAUUGCUUAUCAAGACUGUUGGUGUAACAUUGGUCCAAGACAGUGGUAAUCUCUUAAUCAAUGGUGGAUUUGAAUCUGGACCGGGAUUCUUGCCCAACUCAACCGAUGGAGUUCUGAUAGACGCGGUUCCAAGCCUCAUCCAAUCAGCAUUAAGACAGUGGUCUGUUAUAGGAACAGUCAGAUACAUAGACUCGAAGCACUUCCAUGUCCCAGAAGGCAAAGCUGCUAUAGAAAUUAUGUCUCACACAGCUCCAUCGGGCAUACAGACAGCAACAAAAGACACAAGUGAAGGUUCGAGAUACAAUCUCACAUUUACUUUAGGAGAUGCUAAUGAUGCGUGCAUAGGACAUUUCGUGGUGGGUGUUCAAGCUGGAUCUGCAGCUCAAAACUUCACACUGGAUAGCAAUGGGACUGGCUCUGGGGAGAAGUUUGGAUUAGUGUUUGAAGCAGACAAAGAUGCAGUACAGAUAAGUUUUACCAGCUACUCAGUUACAAUGACAAAAGAGGAUGUUCUUUGUGGUCCUGUGAUUGAUGAAGUGAUUGUACAUCAUCUUGGUGGAACAGCCUCUGUGAAACCCACAUGGCUGCUACUCAUUAUCGCUUUGUUGUAUGUUGCAGUUCUCUGACUGAACACUGUUUGAGAGAAGGUCAUAAACAAUAUAUUGUUGCAAGGAGAUGUGACAAUCAUUCUAGUUUCAUGAUUAUAUAUGAACAGAUUUGUGACA